This is a messenger RNA of Echinops telfairi (small Madagascar hedgehog), 1180 nucleotides long. RefSeq names its product ankyrin repeat domain 2 (gene ANKRD2). The record is from RefSeq and is a predicted model, not a curated record. Gene Ontology annotation, biological process: regulation of transcription by RNA polymerase II. Lineage: Eukaryota; Metazoa; Chordata; Mammalia; Afrosoricida; Tenrecidae. Gene Ontology annotation, molecular function: RNA polymerase II-specific DNA-binding transcription factor binding. Gene Ontology annotation, cellular component: nucleus.
UGGGCCAGUGAGCUCAUGCCACAGGCGCCCAGCCAGGCGGGGGUGGGUGCUCUGCCCUAUAAAGCCCCCGCAGCUCCCUGGCCCGCAGACAGUUUGGAGGGCACAAUGACGGACUGCGAGGCGGUGCAGAGGGCCACCGCGCUCAUCGAGGAGCGGCUGGCACAGGAGGAGGGGAGCAAGAAGGCCCAAGGAGCCGCCCCCCAGAAGCUGCCCAUGGACUUGCUGGUGUUGGAGAAUGAGAAGCACCAUGGGGCUCAGAGUCCGGCUGUACAAAAGGUCAAGGGCCAGGAGCGGGUGCGCAAGACGUCGCUGGACCUGCGGAGGGAGAUCAUUGACGUGGGCGGUAUCCAGAACCUCAUCGAACUGCGCAAAAAGAGGAAGCAGAAGAAGCGGGAAGCCCUGACCGCCACCCCGGAGCCGCCUCCGGAGCCCGAGGAGAUUAGUGGCCCCGUGGAUGAGGAGACGUUCCUGAAAGCAUCGGUGGAGGGGAAGAUGAAUGUCAUUGAGAAGUUCCUGGCCCAGGGGGGUUCCGCAGACACCUGCGAUGAGUUCCGCCGGACAGCACUGCACAGAGCCUCGCUGGAAGGGCACAUGGAGAUUCUGGAGAAGCUUCUGGACAGUGGGGCCACUGUGGACUUCCAGGACCGGCUGGACUGCACAGCCAUGCACUGGGCCUGCCGUGGGGGCCACUUGGAGGUCGUGAAACUCUUGCAAAGCCGGGGAGCAAACAGCAACGUGAGGGAUAAGCUGCUCAGCACCCCCUUGCACGUGGCGGUCCGGACAGGGCAUGUGGAGAUUGUGGAAUAUUUUCUAUCUCUGGGCCUGGACAUUAAUGCCAGAGACAGAGAAGGGGACAGCGCCCUGCACGAUGCCGUGAGGCUCAACCGCUACAGAAUCAUCAAACUGCUGCUCCUGCAUGGGGCUGACAUGAUGACCAAGAACCUAGAGGGAAAGACUCCCACGGACCUGGUCCAGCUGUGGCAGGCUGACACAAGGAACGUCCUGGAACACCCUGAGCCUCGGUCAGAGCAGAACGGACUGGCGGGUCCUGGCGAGGGUGGGCAGGAGGUCCCCCAGCCUGUGACAGCUCAGUAAACACCUGUCCUUGUGCUGCCUGCCACCCUCAGCCGGCGUGGUGUGCAGCCAGCAUGAACCAGCGCCCCACCCCCCACCCCACCCC